AUGCCUCCCUCUUCGAAGCCCGUCCUGCCUCCCAUCUCUACAUCAAAGUCUCCAACCUUCCCCUCUGAACUUCAUCAGAGCCCCGUGCAACUCAUGGGAAAGCUGGAGUGUCUCAAACAAGAGGAUGCUCUGCAGAAAACACCUAUCACACCCCCUGUGGCCUAUGCAGACUUCCUCAAGUCAGUCACUCCUGUCUUGACAAGUCCGAUGAGAACUGGCUCUUCUAUACUAUCUGAACGGAGCUCAGGACACUCGUCCCCAACCACUCAACCUUCAACUGCUAGCAGCACGUUCUUCUGUUCCUGCGACAGCCACAAGCCUCACAAGUCACCAGCUGUCUCCAUACCACCGCCAUCUCCAUUUGCUCACCCAAGAUCCGCCAGGACUCCCAAAUCCUUGCGCGCACUAAGAAUACCGCCAUCCCCAAGUAUGCGCUCACCCUUGAGCGCUUCGUCUCCCAAAAGCGCUUCUUGCACAUCAGCACGGUCGCAAUUUUCCCCAUCAGACUGGUGCGUCUCGCCAGGCGCUCGGUAUUUCGAACCUCCUCGAAGCGCAUCUGGACGGUCUGUUUGCGUUCGACAUGUUGUCACCCGCACAGUAACCUACAAGCGCACCCCACUGGAUCCAGCGCCCAAAGGCAAACGAAGGAAGACCAAUGAAUGA
Messenger RNA from Blastomyces dermatitidis ER-3, 663 nucleotides. RefSeq lists its product as uncharacterized. Bases 1 to 663 code for a protein of 220 amino acids. The transcript has a single exon. Lineage: Eukaryota; Fungi; Ascomycota; Eurotiomycetes; Onygenales; Ajellomycetaceae. The record is from RefSeq and is a predicted model, not a curated record.